Molecule: messenger RNA, 2575 nt
Organism: Xyrichtys novacula (pearly razorfish)
Lineage: Eukaryota; Metazoa; Chordata; Actinopteri; Labriformes; Labridae
Source: the annotation of a GenBank genome assembly
AUGGUCCCAGGUAAGACGAUAAAUGUUUCCUGAAGUUGUCUGCGGUGUUUAAAUAUAAUUACAAUAGGAGAGAUAAAAUGAAUAUCAGCACAGCUGUUUUUCAGUCAUGGGGUUUAGGCUCAGAGAUAGAAAUUCACAGCCGUCAUUUAAUACAGUAAUUUCAAAGCGGGAUAAGGUUGUGAAAAUGAUCUUUACCAACAGACGACUUGUUUUUGCCUAUAAUCUUUAAAUCUGUGCUUUUUAACUCCAACAAGGACUGAUCGAACUGUAACUUAACAAACUGAUUGAUGUCGACUAUUUUUAUGGCUUUCUUAGAAAUGGAAAAAAUCUGGUUCACAUCUAGUGCUGUGUCUAGGUUUCCCUAUCCACCUUAUUCCCAGCCCUCAUGAUGCCUUGCAUGGAUUUUGGGUGCAUCUUCUGGUGCAUUCUAUCACUGGACAUGUAACCAGCAUUUUCCAUGGUAACUGUACACUAACUGUGAUUAUUAGAGCGAUCGAAGAUUAAAAAAAUGUGGUAACAUCGUCUGUCAUACCUUAAACGGGACAAUGGUAUCAUUCCGCUGUCCCCCUCUAUCCUAGGGUGGGAGGAUGAUAUAAAGAAGAGGCCUCAAAUAAUGUAAACCAGCAUAUUUAGCUACUUUGUUAGCUCUGUUGCUGUAGAUGAGGCGGCUGAGACUUUUCAGUACUUGAAGAGUUACAAGGUUGAUUGUCUUUCGGUAAUAGAGGUUGGACACUGUCUUAUGUUCUUGAAAGCAAAUGUAGAGGUGAGUCAGAGCCUCACUAUCCCACAUCAUUGUGCCCAGGUUUUAGCAUCAACUCCAGGUGAAAUACACACAGCUGGCUGCUCAUGUACUGAAGGACCGGGAUGGUCCUGCAGCCAUGCAGCUGAAAUACUGAGGAAGGUGUGUUGGUAUUUGGUCAGAUUUUCUCAUGUUUUAAUAACAAAAUUAUUAAAUAACAAAUUUAAAUCACUGCGACUGUUUUUUUUUAAAUCAUGGGUAGUUUUCUAAUGUAGGUGUACUAUAUGGGUUUUCAUCCAUCUGCCUUUUAUUGACCAAAUGAAAUAAACAGGCAUACAGAGUCCUUGGUGGUUUCUUCUGGUUUGGGUUUUUCAGCCAGUCCUUUUUUCUCUUCCUCGGAAGACAGAUGAUGAAAUUAGUUGCAAGGGUCACAGGAACACGCCUUCUUUGAUUUGAGUGCUCCUCAAGCCAUAAACUCUACUUUGUCUGGUUGUUAGUACAACCGCGGAUGGUGCUGUAUGUACCAGAACUACAUAAAGACAUUUCCAAAUUUGUUACACACAAUAGAACUUAGAGUACGUUUAAAACGAGGUGGUAUGAGGUAUUUUAGAUUUGAAGCAACUGCUAACGAUACUCAGUCACUAAGAUUAGCCACUGUGAGAAACCACAUUACAUUAGCAACCUCAGGAAUAAGGUGGAUAGGCUGGAACACGACACAUGUAAACCUUAACCACUCCUUCAGACGUAAUAUUCAGCUUGGUUGCUGCACUCUGUCAUUUAUAUCGUGGUUAAAAAACCUCUCUGACAUACAUGUUAGCUCUUGUGAUAUCCGUACAUUCAGAAUGUGAGUUCUAUUAAUCAGAAGCAGAGAGCCAGACUUUGGUUAAGUGGGGUGGCUGUGCUCCUUAUUCACACCUUAACCUCGGUCCAGUGUUGUGGUUUUAAAAACAUCACGCCAUGAUAUCUCAGAUAUUCCUUCCUGUCCACAGCAUCCUGGAGGAAAUUCUUUGUCAACCUGUCAGGAAGAACUGAUGGGGCUCAUUCUUCUCUGGUGGAAAAACUGAAAUUGAUCGGCCAAACUGAGGUGUUUUCUCUUGAGGAGAGCGACUACGUUCUGUUGUUCUGUCCAGUCACUACGAAAGCAAAAACGGACAUCAGUGAGGCCCUGAAGAGUGUUCCAGGUAGGCAAUGGAUUUAUCCAAAACAAGACAUAUCAAUCAAACGGCUCAAGCUACUUUGUUGUUUACUUUUACAAGUCAUUUUAAGUCUUCUCUUUUAAACUUUUAGCACCUGUCCACAACGCCAGAAUUUACUGCCAAAUGGUUUUCUGGAUUCACAUUGCUUUGCUUGAUUGGCCAAAGUUAUGAAUAAUUCACAUUUAACCACCAUUUGCCAGUUAUAUGGACUACAGGUUGAGAAAAAACAAACAGCUGUACGUUUACGUUUUCAUUGUGAUGUCGCCGUUUUACAGGUAAUAAACCAGUAGUACUGGUGGUGCUGCAUCACACCUUAAAUCAUAACUACAGUGUGGAUAAGAGCGAGAAACUGGUAAACAACCAAAACGUCCACCUGGUUGUGGACUGUCUCUUCCAUGAUGGACGCCUGCUGGACUGUGACCGCAACGUUAGCGCAUGGAGUGAAAUUACCAAGCUGCUGGCAAUCUGCACUACUCAGGUAAAACCUGGAUGUAAAAUAGUAAAUACAGAGAGCUCUGACAAGGGUGUCGCCAGGAAUUCUGGACACCCUAAAAUGAUGUCACUAUUGACCCAGACAUUGCUGGAGGAGUUUUCAGUCGUUAUAUCUUUGUGUUUUUGCCCCAAAGUUGGAGAUCAAUAA